This is a messenger RNA of Suillus paluster, 600 nucleotides long. RefSeq lists its product as uncharacterized. The coding region runs from base 205 to 462 and encodes 85 amino acids. The record is from RefSeq and is a predicted model, not a curated record. NCBI's taxonomy places the organism in Eukaryota, Fungi, Basidiomycota, Agaricomycetes, Boletales, Suillaceae. The transcript has 3 exons.
UAUGAAACAUGCGGAUUCGUGCAACUUCAUUUCGGAGGUAAACUGCUGUGCGGAACGUUAACGCUUGGUGGCCUUUCAUAAAUAUCCCUGUUCAACGGCGUUUGAUCUAGUCCAGGAAGUUUGGGUCGUUGAACUAUGUAGAACCCACUAGCAGAUCGCAUUAAAGGUUUGAAAUACUAGUUGAAUGUGGCGAAAAUUCUGAUGAUGCGCAUCGCUACACCUUCCCUCGCAUUUCGUCUUUCCUGCUGUGGUUUAUUGCGACUUUUUUUGUGUAGGCCAUCCGAGUCGUUUAUGCACUAUUUUGACUCCAGAUCCUUCGGGUUGCGAGGAAAAUACCGGGGAGUUCGUGGUUUCCACUUGAUAAAUAACACAUACAUGAGACGAAUAAAUGUGUCCGCUUUUCUGCUUUCUGUCGCAGUUAUGAGGAGCGCGUCACUCACGCAAGUGCCCAAUUAUCAAUAGGCUCAAGCUGGAAGUCUCGAGUGUCGUGAGGCAUUGCCAGUCGUCUGAGUAUAUGUCAACAGAACUAGUUCAAUAUUGUUAGUCCUACCGUGUUGAUGAAUUCAGAUGAAUAUUGUGAGGGUUUAUAUCGCACCGACG